Messenger RNA from Brassica oleracea var. oleracea, 924 nucleotides. RefSeq names its product lon protease homolog 1, mitochondrial. Gene Ontology annotation, cellular component: mitochondrial matrix. Gene Ontology annotation, molecular function: ATP binding; single-stranded DNA binding; serine-type endopeptidase activity. The record is from RefSeq and is a predicted model, not a curated record. Gene Ontology annotation, biological process: chaperone-mediated protein complex assembly; proteolysis; protein catabolic process. Lineage: Eukaryota; Viridiplantae; Streptophyta; Magnoliopsida; Brassicales; Brassicaceae.
AUGAAUCUAAUAAACAAAGUCCCACGCAACCUUCUCCCACGAGGUUUUCUUGAACAUGGGACACCAGUCACGCCACCUAUGCUAGAAGUUGAGUUUGCGCCAGAGUUUCUUAUCAAUCUCAGAGUUUCAGAUCUUUUCAACCUCCCUGGUGAAACCGUGCUGAUGACUCCAGAGAUCUCUAGCAAAGUGAGUGAGGGGACCAAAGAGUGGCUGGAGAAACUGAAAAGUCAUGAAACACCACUUGCCAUGCAUGAAUAACGACCAAGGAAAUUCCAUUCUUCAUCUUGCUGCUACCUGGAAUGAUCUUAAACUGGUGAAGAGCAUUCUCUCUGAAUGUCCAUACCUUUUAUUGGAGCCACACUUAAAGGAGCAGCUUCUAAUUCAUGUGACGACACAUCUAAAAUAUCUGAUGAAGAGAGGAGAAGACUGAAUCUAUAUGCUGUGAAGGACAAAAAUCUUGGGAGAAGCCAUGCUAGUGAUCCAGCCAGUGCUUUGUUGGAGCUUCUGGAUCCUGAGCAAAAUGCAAAUUUUCUGGACACUAUUCUCUUGACGUGGAAGAAUAAAGGAAGAUGCUCAAACAAGAAGAUAGCGGUUGAAAAGGUUAUGAAUGAUGAAUCAAACAUUGCAGAGUAUGUUGCCAAACCUGUGUUCCGUGCAGAAAAGAUCUAUGAGCCCACACCGGUAGGAGUUGUGAUGGAGACAACUGUUGUGGAGGAAGGUGAACUGAAUAUAAAGGGUCACCUCGGUGAUGUGAUGAAAGAAAGCACACAAAUUGCUCACACUGUCGCCAGAAAGAUCUUGCUAGAGAAAGAACCAGCGAAUCUGUUCUUUGCAAACUCCAAGCUUCAUCUCCAUGUUCCUGCAGGAGCCACACCCAAAGAUGGUCCAAGUGCAGGAUGCACCAUGAUUACAUCAUUGCCAUGA